This is a messenger RNA of Nicotiana attenuata, 1662 nucleotides long. Its product is annotated as serine/threonine-protein phosphatase 7 long form homolog. The coding region runs from base 1 to 1662 and encodes 553 amino acids. The record is from RefSeq and is a predicted model, not a curated record. NCBI's taxonomy places the organism in Eukaryota, Viridiplantae, Streptophyta, Magnoliopsida, Solanales, Solanaceae. The transcript has 7 exons.
AUGAGAUCUAUGUUGCGUGCCCAGUAUUUGCACUUGUUGCAGCAGUUCACUGGUUUUAGGCCACAGGAUGAGGCUGCAGCUUCAGGGGCCAGUCGCAUGGCUUUGACAACUAUUAGACAACAUUUGGAGAUAUUGCACCCCGACAUCACCGGCGAGACAGAUGAUCUACAUAUUCACCGGUACACGAGGUUGGUGUUGCUCCUUCUUUUGGGAGGUGUCUUGUUCCCGAACACUUCGGGAAAUCUAGUGAGUUUGCGAUUCCUACAUCAUCUUCAGCAGCUAGAUGCUUUACCCCACUACAGUUGGGGUGCUGCUGUUCUCGCUUACCUGUACACGCAUAUGUGCCGGGUUUGUGCCUGGGAGCGGUUCCUGCAGCUGCAGCCACCUCUACCACCAUUACCUCCAGAUGUAGCACCUCCGUUUCUCCCUCUAGCUAGGAGGUGGGUUCUCCGUCGUGGAAAUUAUCGAGCCAUUGAUGCUCAUCAUAAUCUCCCCCUUGUCAAGGAUGUUUUGGAUAUGCUGGAGGGCGCACAGACGCCAUACAUCGACGACUUGGUAGGUGGCCUGCCCGAUUAUUGCUCAACCGGCCGACUGAUUUGGAGCACUUUCGUCCCGCUGAUGUGCCUCGAUAUUAUGGAGCAUCAUGCCAGAGAACGGGUACUUUGCCAGUUUGGCCGUCCGCAGACUAUACCGAGGGGGCCUACAUGGGAGGCUACACAUUAUCAGCGGGAUGAUCGUUCUAGGGCGGAGAACCCAUUUGUAGCAUGGCUAGAGGCGCAGGUCCAUACUUGGGACCGACGAGAGGACCUGAUUCCGCCCCCACCUUCACAGAUCCAGGCGGCGACCAUUCAGAUGUAUACGUCCUGGUACCGCCGCGUUACCCGACUAUUUAUCGGGAACCCCAUUCAUCAAGCUGGCGGUCGGUACAGACCAAACGCCGGGAGGCACAAGGCACUGAUACAACAGUAUGCCGGCGAUCCUGCGGUCGCUGAGUACGGCCGGCAGGUGACAGAGCUGGCUCUCCGGACACUGCAGCGAGCCAGACACGGCGAGCGCUUAGAUCACGACCCUGAUUAUGUGGCACCGGAGCACCACCAGCAGGGUAGGCCUAUCGCACGCCCGAGGGGACGGGGACGAGGCAGGGCAGUACCACGAGGCGAGGGUGCCCCACAGGGUCGUGGGGGCCGGCGAGGAGGUGGUCCCCAGCAAGGGGGCGUUGAGGCACCUGAUGAGAAGGUUGGAGCUGAUCUGCCGGGUGACAUUCCUUGGCCAGACGAGCAUCCCAGCAGCAUGCCGUCGUACAGCCUUCAGCUUGCGCUGCCAGCAUCGCAGGUAACCCCGUUGAGUUUUGGCUCAUCGUCGUCGGGUGCGGCGGAUCUAUCACAUGCGCAGGCUUCAUCCCAGCCCGUCAUGGAGGCCACUUUGUGCGAUGCUGAGGACACCACGGAUGCUUAUAUUCAGGAGCCCGACGAGACCAUAGUUGCUGAUGGACCGACGACCCCUUCUACCGACCUUGCCAGCCCAACUGACAAUCAUCCUGUAACGCAUCCUCAUAUAAAGAGGCGACGUGAUAAGGAUGAUCCUGAUAGUGUAUCCGGACGGGAGGGGAUACGCCUCAGGCCAGUGGCUGCAUUGAAGCACAAAGGCUGUGGGACUCAUUGA